AUACUUUCAUCUCUGCAACAUUUCCAGACUCCGCCCCUCCCUCUCCAAAGACAAUUCAAAAGUCCUCAUCCACGCUCUGGUCACAUCCCGCAUCGAUUACUGCAACGCCCUCCUCACUUGCACCUCCAAUAAACUUCUUCAUCGCCUCCAAUGCAUUCAGAACUGCAGCCCGGAUCAUCACCCGCACCAGAUCGUCGGACCACAUCACACCCAUCCUCACUCAGCUCCACUGGCUCCCUGUGCACCACCGGAUUAACUACAAGAUUUUACUGCUGACCUUCAAAGCCCUACACCACCUUGCUCCCCAACACCUCUCUGACCUGCUGCUACCAUACACUCCUUCCUUCCUCCUCAGCUGCAAUUUUAACUGUCCCCACAUUUAGACUCAGCACCAUGGGUGCCAGAGCCUUCAGCUGCUCUGCCCCACGUCUCUGGAACACUCUCCCACCUCCCAUCCGUCACCUGGACACUAUCGAUCAAUUCAAAUCACAACUCAAAACACACCUGUUUAGAUUAGCAUACCCGACAUAACUUCCACCAUGUUCACCCUGAUUUUAAUGACUUAAAAUGUUUUGUGUAUUUUUUGUUUUUUUUUUAAUUUUUGUUUUUAAUCAACUUGAUUUUAAUAUUGAUAAAUGUAUUGUGAUUUUAUGUCCUGUAAGGUGUCCUUAGGUGUCCAGAAAGGCGCCAGCAAAUAAAAUGCAUUAUUAUUAUUAUUAUUAUUAUUAUUAUUGUCCGUCUGUCUAUCUAUUCUGCAAUUUGUUGCAACUCUGUUGAAAUCACACGACCCUAUUUGACCCUGCUAAAACAGGCCCAAUGCUAAUUGGCUUGCAAAGAGAAGGGCAAGUUAACUAACAGGCCCUUCUCCCAGCCAUGGAGCAUGGAGCUUUGCCUUAUAAUGAAAACCCAAGAUGGGGUGGGAGAUUGCAACCUUCGCGUGGUCCGCCUUGUUUCAACAAAUACAAUCAACCUGGUGUGCACAAUCAAAUAAGAUCAAAUGGAACAAGUUGUCCUACAACUUUAGCCUGUGCAUGUCAUACGCAAGAAGAAGAACACCCAAGACAACCAGAAUGGUGUCCAAUGAAACUAUUGGGAACAGUUGCCAAGAAAUAAAAAUAGACAAAGCGUGGUUACAGUAGGGUCUCAGGAAGCCACUUUAGCAGUUGAUGUUUGGCUGUGUUAUGGUUAUUCUCCAGUAAGUUGCUCAAGCAUUGGAAAAUAAAGAAAGGUUUUCAUUUCUCUUUUGCUUUUUAAUGAUGCCUAUAUUUGUAAUGUACCUAAGAGCCAAUAAAGUAAUUUUAAAGUAUUUAACCCUUCUUUAGUUCCAACCCGAAAUGUCACCUGUCUGACCUGCUGAGUUACUCCCGCACUUUAUGCGUUUUUUUGUAAUCCAGCAUCUGUAGUCCCUUGUUUCCUUAUCAAUAUACCAUUUGCUUUUGAUUGUUGGCAAGUGCACAACAUAUCUGUGUAUCAAACACACUAUCAAAACCGAAAGAUUGUGGUUUUGCUUCUUAGAAUGGAUGUCCUUGCGCUGAAACGAUUCAGAGUAAAUAGGCUUUGACACUGCCAGAUUAAAUCACCAACUCGGGAUCCCUGUCCGAAUGGGAGAACAGGUGCUCCAUCACAGACCCGUCAGAGUGCCAAUUGUUGGGGUCUAAGUUUUUUUUUUUUAAUCGGUAUUUGGCUCGUUACUUACGGCGAGGAUGUUUUAAUUCAGAUCUGUAUCAGCUGCAAGUACAUAUCGCUGUGAAUGUAACGCCAGAAGAGUGAACAUUAUACAAAUCUGCAUCUGUUUCUUGAGAAAAUAAGAUAUGAACUGGGUACGGAAUCACUCGGGUCCUCCAGUUGACUGUAAUGUAAAAUGAUACCCAUACAUAUGUGGCUCCAGUAAAAACUAAACCACAAUAUUGCAGAUCGAACUAGCCCCAAGCUAUUCUGGCAGAGCUCAUAAACCGGUUGUUUAUGGACGCUCCUAUCAGUCUAACUUUAUUUUGCCUUUUGUGAACAGUGAGUGCCCUGAUUCUAUAUUUUCCAUAGGUUCCCGGUAAGAAUUGAAACGCUUUGCCAUUGCUAAUCUCGUUGUCAGUUAACUUAAAUUAGUUGCGUUUAAAAUAAAUGUAGAUACUGAGAACAAUGUGUGCUUGGAUAAUUGAUCAAAUAAUAAAUAGGAUUUCCAUUUCAUGUAAUGUUAUGUACACCAUCCUAGCUAUGGGAGUUUUGCGUGAGUAUCCAUAUGUGAGUCGAAAAGUUAAGAUUUUAUUUUAAAUUACACCUGUAGAAUUAAAAGCUUGAUAUGUGCUUAAAAAAAACCAAGCUCUAGAUUUGUACGAGUAUCGCAUUAAAAUAAUUUGUUCUAGACCCUAGUCGUCAAUUCGAUGAGCUUUUUCAUUGCUAACUUGAUAAAAUGUGUUUGUGGCUUGUGGAUGUUGGAUCGAUAUACUAAUCUGAUUUAUAAGAUAUUUUAAAAUUAUGUCCCUAACUUUAAAGGAAAAAAGGAAUGUCAGUUAAUAAUAUUUGUUGCGUGUUUAGCGCAGAUAUGAUCGGAAGUCCCAUGGCUCUGACAUCCCCGGGCUACGUGUACCAGGUGGAGCCUGAAAGUUACGACGGGCUGCUGGAGAGGAUCACUUUCGCCGAGGCGCCCUGCAUGCAAGUGGCUCCGUCUCUCCCCGUCGAGUUGGCUGCUUUACAGACGAGCGCAGAACCCCCACGGCUCCGGCAUCCAGAUGAGAUCUCCAUGCUGUCCUUCGCCGACACCUACCCCGAUGGAUUCGCCAACGACGCUUUCUCGGGCUGGCACUACUUCCCGCAGAUCCCCUUCCAAAGCCCGUUCAGCGCCGUCUACGACUACUCCUACGAGCCCGCCUUCAUCCGCAAGCGCAACGAAAGGGAGCGGCAGAGGGUGAAGUGCGUGAACGAGGGCUACGCCCGGCUGAGGCAGCACCUCCCGCAGGAGCUCUCGGAGAAGCGGCUCAGCAAGGUGGAGACGCUGAGAGCCGCCAUCAGCUACAUCAAGGAGCUGCAGACCGUGCUGGGGGGGCACGGAGACCAUGUGGAGAGGGAGGCGGCCGGAGACGCCCUUCCCCGGGCAACAGGUGGGGUGGAAACAGACGGCGUCGCUGCCCCGGAGAAGCGCUCGGUUUGCAGCAGGGUUAGCGGAAACUCGCAGCCGAGGUAACCCCGGGGCAACUCAGCCGGGAAAAUGGAAGGAGCACGGUGACUCUCAUCCAUUCUACCCCCGCCGUAAAGUUGCGGAUGCAUUGCAAACGUUGGCAGGCAAUGCGAGCUUGGGGAUAAGGGGGUAGUUUCUUGCUGUAACUGACAGUGACAUAUCCCCUUUUAGAAUUUAGAUAUUUAAAUUGUAAUUCACUGACAAUAACACCCCACUUGGCACCAAAUAAAAUAUUUGGCCAGCGCAAAUUAUUAAAAUAAAUCAAAAUUGACAAGUUUAUUCCUUUGAGGCAGGAGACGAGGGGAAUAGAUAGGGAAAUACAGGCAGUCUUUUUUCCCGGCUAGGGGAAUCAAAAACUUUAGGACAUCGUUUUAA
Molecule: messenger RNA, 3544 nt
Organism: Leucoraja erinaceus (little skate)
Lineage: Eukaryota; Metazoa; Chordata; Chondrichthyes; Rajiformes; Rajidae
Product: achaete-scute homolog 5-like
Exons: 1
Coding region: 2498-3175 (225 amino acids)
Biological process (GO): regulation of transcription by RNA polymerase II; developmental process
Molecular function (GO): RNA polymerase II transcription regulatory region sequence-specific DNA binding; DNA-binding transcription factor activity, RNA polymerase II-specific; protein dimerization activity
Source: RefSeq, a predicted model, not a curated record